CAGCUCCGGGCCAGGCUGGAGCUGCACGGAGCAGCAGAGGCAUUCUUCCAAGGUAAUGAUUAAGCUAAGCGUCUGGCAAGGGCAUAGGCAGCAGAGCCAGGAAGGUGAGCCCUAUUCACACCUCAACCAGGCCGUGGUGGCCAAGACUGGUUUGGAAGGCAGGGCCCCAGGGCACGGGGGCCCAGAGCCGACAGCCACAGCCUCCCCCUGCACACGGGCAUCAAGGAGCAUCUCAGGCCGGAGUCUCUGCUGCCUGCCCUACUGGGACCCUGCCCUCAACCCUGGCACCAUGAAGCUGCAAAAGUUCUGGACUGGUCUGGAAUACACCUGCCGGCUCCUGGGCAUCACCACCGCUGCAGUGUUGAUCGGCGUGGGCACUGAGACCUUCCUCCAGGGGCAGUUCAAAAGCCUGGCUUUCUAUUUGCUGUUCAUAGGCGCUGCCGUCUCUGUGUGUGAAGGGGCGUACUUUGUGGCUCAACUGCUGGCCAUCUGCUUCCAGUGUCAACCAGAGUCCCUGGCCUACAGAGCAAGGGAGAAAGCCCGCUGGUUGGGCUGCUUCCAGAAGUUCCUGGCGUACAUGCUGCUGUCUGUGGCCUGCUUUCUCCAUCCCGUCCUGGUCUGGCACGUGACCAUCCCAGGCUCCAUGCUCAUCAUCACUGGCCUGGCCUACUUCCUGCUGAGCAAGCGGAAGAAGAGCAAGGCCUCCCCGGAGGUGCUGGCCUCCUCUGAGCAGUACACGGACCCCUCCAGCAGUGCCGUGAGCACCACCGGCUCUGGGGACACCGAGCAAACCUACACCUUCCACGGGGCCUUCAAGGAUGGGCCCGGCUCCCUCUUCGUCCACAUGAAGAGCAUCCUGAAGGGGGCCAAGAGACCCGGUGCCCUCCAGUGCCCAGACACCCUGACAGGGCUGACCUUGGAGCCAGCUGACUCUCUGGUCAAGAAGAAGCAAGUGCAUUUUGAGGACAGUACAGUCAGUAUCAUCCCGUCUCUCACUGAAGACCUGGAUGAUGGGGACAGCGAGCCGGAGGAGACCACCUCUGACACUACCCCUAUCAUCCCGCCCCCACAAGCCCCUAUCUUCCUUCCUUCUCUCGCAGACACCAGCCUGUUCUGAGUCGCUCCUUCCAGCCUGAGGGACACUCAGCAAGGGGUCUUCAGAGAUUGACGGCCCUGCCUGGAGUUUCCUAAUACCUGAGGAACUCCCAGGAGCUGGGGGUCGUCACCGGUCAGGGCUUCAUGGCGUGACCAGACUUCCCCACAGUAGUUAGGCUUCUGGGACCAUCAAGGGGCCUGGCAGAUCCUGCAGAUCCUUGAGGAAGGCGCAAAUGAAGCUCACGCUGCCUCAAACCAGCACAGGUUCCUCCUUCCUGGGCAUGGAGUGGGGAAAUCUUGGUGCUUUCCCUGAAAGAGACCAUCAGUCCCGCUUCACAUAAGGCUGCUUCGGCCCCGGAAGCCAGUGGGCUUCUCUUCUCCGGACACGAGGACCCAGCACUCAACAAGGACUCAUCAUCCAUCCCAUCUCUAUGCAACAACCUGGCUCUGAACAAGCCCAGGGGAGUGUUGGUUAUGAGCAGAUCCAAGGCAGGUGUUGGAGGUAGCCCUAGAUCCCAACCCCCAGGCGAGAUCGCUCCCGAGGUAGAGGGAAGACAAGGCUGCCAGCCCUCAGGAUGCGAGCAGCGGGAGCUGUGGGCCGCCUUCUCUGUGUGUCCUGGGGCUGGGUGCUGGGCAGCAGGAGAUACAGAGCCCUUCAGGAAACAAUGCCGCUCUGUGCUCCCUGCAGGGAAAGCCAAGUUCAUUCCAGAAGCAUCACUGAGGACUCCUGGCGUCCCCACCACAUGAACUUUCCCGAGAUUCCGAGCAGAUGACGUAAACCAAAAGGUCUUGGAUGGCGACAAGGAUUCAGCGGCGCCAGUCCCAGCACAGCACCCAGUGUCUACAGUGUGCGGGGAGGGGGGCGGGGGGUACUGGGGAGGCGGUGGUCCCCAGACACCAGUCACAGAGACACGGCCACACCGUGCUCAGCAGCCUGGUGGCAGAAUAGGUGAUAAAUAUACAUUUGUUUUAAAUGAAGGGAGGGAAGAGGAGGGAAAGGGGGGUGGAUAGGAGGGAAGUGGGCAGGCAGGUCAGUUUUGGGACACUGGGCGAGGGAAGUGACAGUUAACCUAUCAUGAACAAAGAAAUUUCAAUCAGAUAUCCUUCAGAGAUUUGCGAAAUGGUAUUUGUUUCUAAAAGGUGUCUUUUGGUUCAUGGGAUUGUCACAAGGAAGAGCAGACAUAUUAUUCAUAAAUAGUCUCAGUGAAUGGGUAAUCUGAAGAAACAGUUAUAUUGUUUCCGUGUGCGUGUGUGUGUGUGCACCAGGGUUCUGCAGAGCAGCCCUUAGAGCACAUGCUUGAAGGUCUAGAUAAAAAACAUGUGUUCAUACUUUUCAACAUCCCCUAGUAGUUCCUUCGCAAACGUGGGGGACUAAGGGCCAACCAGAUGAUCUUUCUGGUGCCUGAACCCAACAGGUUUCCCAAGUGAGCAGCUCUCUUCCCGCAGUAACCCAGUUCUCCUUUAAAACCAAGUUAGAACAAACAAGUAAAUAUGUUCUUGUGAGCCCUCGAGGACGGCUGCCACCAAGAGCUUCAGAAUCUGCCAGCCCACAGUCAGGGGAGACCGAAUCACAGAAUGUGGGCAUUAGGAGACAGGAAUGGCACCCAAUUCCUAAUGGGCCAGGUGUCCCAGGCAGGACCCUUGUGCACAAAAGGAGCCCCUGUGGAGAGGAGCCAGGGGUCCUGCACCUGUCACACCCAGAAGGGGAAAGUGAUGGGCACAGACAAACACACAACACAGGAUUGGCAGGCUUCUGGGCAACCCAACACUUCCGCUCUGUUCUCAGAACUCAAGCCACCCCAGUGGGGAUGAAUGACCAGGUCACAAGAAGCAAAUGCUGAAGUGUAUUAUCAGAGCUAUUUAAUAAACACUUCUGUAAACCCAGAGUAAAGCAUUGUUUGGGAUGGGUCUUAGCAGGGAGGCACAUGUUGGGAAUUCCAGGGGAUUUGAUGGGCCUACCCUCCUGAGACAUCUGGGCUUCCUGGUGUCCAUGAUCAGUGAAGCAAGAGUUUGUUGACUAGACAUCAGAAGCUCAACAAUUAUGAUCUUCCCUAACUUAGCGAAGGAAAGCUCUCCAGCACGCUAGUGCUUCCAACCACAGCAGCUGCAGCGAAGCUGGGAUGAGAUCCUUAGACAGCCUGGAGCCCUCAGCUCUGUCAGUAGACCAGACAAGAAAAGUGGCAUCCUCUGAUGAGCAGAUGAAUGCCACAAGUCACCUUUUGAUCCUCAGCCCAAGACACUUUGCAGUCACAUCCCUGUGCACUGUUAUCCCUAGAAAGACGUUGUUACCCUUAUCCCUGAUGAGAAACAAAGACCAGAAGGGCUGACCCUGUCCUCUCCUUUUCCCUUUCUCAGCAGAAAGUGGUUGUUCCACGUUGCAUAGAUGUGGAACAGAGCGACUGGAAGUAGAAACAGCCUUGGGCUGGAUCACUGGCUCUGCUCCUAACACGCUGAUUGACCUUGACCAACCUUCUUCACCCCUCUGGUCUCAGGUUCCCCUAUAAUGUGGGAAUAACAGCACUUCUCUCAGGACUGUCACAAUGACUCAACCAACAAGAAUGGGGAAAGAGCUGCCAAGAUUGCAAAUCACCCAGGUCAGUGUGAGUGCCUGUCCCCAUAGCUGUGGGGGCCCCAUGCUGUGUGUGACUGCACCGUGAGGAAGUCCCAGAGUAAGGAAACACUGAGGAAACACCACCAAAAUAUGUCUUGGCAGCAUGGCCAGUGAAGGUCCAAGAGCUCCUUUCGUCCCUCAGGAUUCCAGUGCUUGAGCCUGGGAAGAGCAUAGCCACCAUCCACCAUCUUAGACAGAGACACAGGGGACCCUCGAUCAAGAGGAGCUGGGCCACCCAGAAUGUCCUCUCUGUCUCUCAUCAGCCCUAAGGGAUUGUUUUUUUAGUUCUUAAAAUAUAUUUAUUGAGAUAAAAUUCACACAGCAUGAAAUUAACCAAUAUAAAGUGCAAAAUUAAAUGGGUUUAGUAUAUUCAUAAUCAAGUUCACUACAAUCUAAGUUCACAAUAUUUUCAUCACCCCCCACAAAAAAAAACACUUGGUAUGCAUUAGUGAUCACUACCCCAACCACACCCAAAGCAACCACUAAUCCACUUUCUGUCUUCAUUGAUAUUCCUAUUCCGAACAUUUCAUAUAAAUGGAACCACAUAGUAUGUGGCCUUUUGUUAUUUGCUUUGUUCAGUUAACGUAAUAUUUUUCAGGUUCAUCCAUGUAUAACAUGUAUCCUUUUUUUAAUAACAUGUAUCCUUACAUUACUCC
Mustela erminea (ermine) is the source of this 4362-nucleotide messenger RNA. It is a transcript of the gene TMEM72, whose product is annotated as transmembrane protein 72. The transcript has 5 exons. Bases 56 to 1117 code for a protein of 353 amino acids. The record is from RefSeq and is a predicted model, not a curated record. NCBI's taxonomy places the organism in Eukaryota, Metazoa, Chordata, Mammalia, Carnivora, Mustelidae.